ACUCGUAUGUGGCAAGUUUCAACCUAGCAGCCGAAUGUAUUAUACACGAAUGAACUUAACGAAUUACUUUAUCAGUACUGAUAACGUUCGAACUAGUUGGCAGAAUUUUAUAAGAUUAGAAAAAGAAAAAAGAAUUUUUUGAUAGUAUAUUGAAAUGGCAACUGACAAUAACAGACGCGUCGCAUUAAUUACUGGUAUUACUGGACAAGAUGGUUCCUAUUUAGCAGAAUUUUUAUUAGAAAAAGGAUAUGAUGUACAUGGUAUAAUUAGACGAGCUAGUUCCUUUAAUACUACUCGAAUUCAGCAUCUCUUUGCAGAUCCAAAAUGUCAUCGUCAAGGAAAAAUGAAGCUUCAUUAUGGUGACAUGACAGAUUCUAGCAGUUUAGUUAAAGUCAUUAGUUCUGUGAAACCAACAGAAAUUUACAAUCUUGCUGCUCAGAGUCAUGUUAUGGUAAGUUUUGAAGUAAGUGAAUACACUGCUGAAGUAGAUGCAGUAGGAACUGUUAGAUUAUUAGAUGCAAUACGUACCUGUGGCCUUGAAACAUCUGUAAAAUUUUAUCAUGCAUCAACAUCUGAACUUUAUGGCAGGGUAACUCAAGUACCUCAAAAUGAAAAGACAUCAUUUUAUCCCCGUUCACCAUAUGCUUGUGCAAAGUUGUAUAGCUUUUGGAUUGUAGUAAACUAUAGGGAAGCCUAUAACAUGUUUGCAUGUAAUGGUAUAUUGUUUAAUCAUGAAAGUCCUCGUAGGGGAGAGAAUUUUGUUACAAGGAAAGUGACUAGAUCUAUAGCAAAAAUACAAUUAGGUUUACAAGAUUUUCUUGAACUUGGAAAUUUAGAUGCUAAACGGGAUUGGGGACAUGCAAAAGAUUAUGUUGAAGCAAUGUGGUUGAUGUUGCAACAACCAACUCCAGAUGAUUAUGUUAUAGCAACAGGAGAAACACAUAGUGUUAGGGAAUUUGUAGAAGCAGCAUUUCAAUAUGUAGGACGUACUAUUAAAUGGGAAGGUGAAGGUGUAAAUGAAACAGGGCAGGAUGCACAAACAGGACAAGUAUUAGUUAGAGUAAAUCCUAAAUAUUUCCGUCCAACAGAAGUAGAUGUUCUUUUGGGUGAUGCUACCAAAGCAAAAAAAGAAAUUGGUUGGAAACCUACCAUUACAUUUGAGGGUCUUGUAAAGGAUAUGAUGGAUACUGAUUUAGAACUCAUGAGAAAAAAUCCAACUGCUUAAAGUUAUUUUUCAU
Messenger RNA from Eufriesea mexicana, 1238 nucleotides. RefSeq names its product GDP-mannose 4,6 dehydratase (gene Gmd). Lineage: Eukaryota; Metazoa; Arthropoda; Insecta; Hymenoptera; Apidae. Bases 155 to 1225 code for a protein of 356 amino acids. The transcript is spliced from 7 exons. The record is from RefSeq and is a predicted model, not a curated record. Gene Ontology annotation, biological process: 'de novo' GDP-L-fucose biosynthetic process. Gene Ontology annotation, molecular function: GDP-mannose 4,6-dehydratase activity.